GCUGACGACAAUAACAAACAUCGGCGGCGGCGGCUGCGCCAAGAUUCCUCGUCCUCGCGCUCCGCGGCCGGCCCCGCGCUGCCUUCCUUCUCCGCCUGCCGGCCGAUCCGCCGCCUCCUUCCUUCCUUCCCUGCCGGGCGCGGUGGCCGCUGAGGCGGCGCGUGCCCCCGCGAAGCCGCCGGGCCCGGCCGCACGGCGGGGGGCGGCAGACGCGCCGCCGCAGGAUGUGCGGCGCCGCCGCGGGACCCUCGGAUCUUUACUGGCUUUGAACAGCCAUGCUACUCCGUUGCCAAAAAUCAAGUGAAUGUAUGCAUUUACUCUCUUGAAUUUGAAAAAGGUAGUAGCUUUUUAUAGUGCCUGAAGUUUCUAAAUGGUUUUAGCAGUGGAAGCUAUAAACUUCAGAAACCUAAGGAAAUCAUCAUGAAGCUAUAUGUAUUUCUGGUGAACACUGGAACUACCCUUACCUUUGAUACAGAACUUGCUGUACAAAAUGUGGCUGAUCUGAAACAUGCAAUUCAAACAAAGUAUAAGAUUGCCAUCCAGCAUCAAGUACUGGUUGUCAAUGGAGGAGAGUGCAUGGCACCAGACAGAAGAGUAUGUAGUUACAGUGCUGGAACCGAUACCAACCCAAUUUUUUUAUUCAACAAAGAAAUGAUUUUAUGUGAACGUCCACCAGCUAUCCCCAAAACGACGUUUUCAGCAGAGAAUGAGAUGGAAUUGAAAGUAGAAGAAUCUCUCAUGAUGCCUGCAGUUUUUCAUACAGUAGCAUCACGGACACAACUUGCUGUGGAAAUGUAUGAGGUUGCCAAGAAACUUUGCUCCUUUUGUGAAGGUCUUGUACAUGACGAACAUCUUCAGCACCAAGGCUGGGCUGCUAUAAUGGCCAACUUGGAAGACUGUACAUGCUCUUACCAAAAGCUACUUUUCAAGUUUGAAAAUGUAUAUUCAAGCUAUUUGCAGUCCAUAGAUGAUAUCAAGUUGAAACUUACACACUUGGGUUCUGCUGUUUCUGUCAUGGCCAAGAUACCGCUGCUGGAGUGCCUAACGAGACACAGUUACAGAGAGUGUUUAGGAAGAUUGGAUUCUUCGGCUGAUCAUGGGGGGGCAGAAAGUGAAGAAACUGAGGAUGGGAAAUCUCCUGAAUUGGUGCUUUAUUCUGAUAUAUCUAAAGUGAACAAUAAAUCAAUGUUAGCCUCAUUUUGCAAGUCAGUUGAACAUUCGGCUUUGGAAGGCAAAGAUCCUGAAAAUGUAAAAGAUAAUAAGGAAUCUGGUCAAAGUGCAACUGUCCAGGACAUUGAAACAUCAGUAGAACUGAAAGAUGAUGAUCAGCCUUCCUUCAACGUGUCUUUGUUAGACUGGAUAAAUGUUCAAGAUAGACCUAAUGAUGUUGAAUCGCUGGUCAGAAAAUGUUUUGAUUCUAUGAGCAGGCUUGAUCCAAGGAUCAUCCAACCCUUUCUGGCUGAAUGUCGCCAAACCAUCGCCAAACUAGAUAAUCAGAACAUGAAGGCUAUUAAAGGCCUUGAGGAUAGGCUCUAUGCAUUGGAUCAGAUGAUAGCAAGCUGCAGCAGACUAGUGAAUGAACAAAAAGAACUUGCUCAGGGAUUUUUGGCUAAUCAGAAGAGAGCUGAGAACUUGAAAGAUCCUUCUGUGCUACCUGAUUUGUGUUUGAGUCAUGCAAAUCAGCUGAUGAUUAUGUUAACAAAUCACAGAAAACUGUUAGACAUUAAACAGAAAUGUACCACUGCCAAACAGGAGCUUGCAAAUAAUCUACAAGUUAGAUUGAAGUGGUGUUGUUUUGUAAUGCUUCAUGCUGACCAAGAUGGAGAGAAACUACAAGCAUUACUUCGCCUUGUAACAGAGCUCCUAGAAAGGGUCAAGGUUGUAGAGGCUCUCAGUACCGUUCCUCAAAUGUACUGUCUAGCUGUUGUUGAGGUUGUGAGGAGAAAAAUGUUCAUAAAACACUACAGGGAGUGGGCAGGUGCUUUAAUAAAAGAUGGGAAACAUCUGUAUGAAGCUGAAAAGGCAAAAAGGGAAUCUUUUGGUAAACUCUUCAGGAAGUCUUUUCUAAGGAAUCGUUUGUUUAGAGGACUUGACUCCUGGCCGCCAUCCUUUUGUACGCGAAAGCCUCGCAAAUUUGACAGUGAGCUUCCAGAUAUCUCUUUAAGUGACUUGCAGUUUUUGCAAUCUUUUUGUCCUUCAGAAGUACAGCCAUUACUCAGGGUUCCCAUACUUUGUGACUUUGAACCUCUUCACCAGCAUGUACGUGCUCUACAUAACCUGGUAAAGGCAGCACAGAGUUUGGAUGAAAUGUCACAAACCAUUACAGACCUGCUGAAUGAACAAAAGGCCUCCAAUAGUCAAGCAUCGCCACAAGCUGCUACCACGCCAAGGAUGGAAAGUACAACAGGAACUGCAAUUGCUACCUCUUCAAGAACUCCUCCAUCACUCAGUCUUCAGGGUCCCCUGUGUCCUCCUGUGUGUCCCCCAGCUCCAUUAGAAGAAUUGUCUCCAGACAGCAUUGAUGCUCAUACAUUUGAUUUUGAAACUAUUGCUCAUCCUAACUUGGAGCAAGCUCUUAAGCAAGGAUCAUUGGACUUGGAUUCAUUAGCAGAAAGUCCAGAGUCUGACUUUAUGUCAGCAGUAAAUGAAUUUGUAAUAGAAGAAAAUCCAAUAUCUCCUAACGUAAUAAGUGAUCCACAGAGUCCAGAAAUGAUGGUGGAAUCCCUUUAUUCUUCAGUUAUCAAUGCAAUAGACAGUAGACGUAUGCAAGAUACAAGUUCUUGUGUAAAGGACGUUUCAGUAGAAAAUGCAUCACUCAACGUUUGUGUGGAGAAGUGUAAGAUUAUUGCUCAAGACUCAAAGGUACAUUUAAGAGGUAUAAAAGAAGAUCUUUGCCACUUUAGAACACUUGUACAAAGAGAACAGUGUGACUUUUCUAAUUCUUUAAAAUGCACUUCUCUAGAAAUAAUAAAUACUAUUGAGAAGGUAAAACUUUCACUUGAAGAAACACUAAAAGAUAAACACCAAAAGGAAUUACAGUCUUUGAAAAGUGAAUAUGAAACUAAAAUUAGUAAGUUAUUGGAAGAUGGUGAAGAAAGUAAAAAGAAAAUUAAAAAGCUAAAAGGUGACUUACUAGGCCUUGAGGAAGUUCUUCAGAAUAAGAAUGAUGAAUUUGCAAUGGUGAAAAAUGAGAAAGAAGCUGUAGUUUGCCUUCAGAAUGAAAAAGAUCAGAAAUUACUUGAAUUGGAAUCCCAAAUGGAGACACAAAGUUGUGAAAUUAAGGAGCUGAGACAGUCACGUGAGAUAGUACUUGAAGACUUGAAAAAACUACAUGUGGAAAACAAUGAAAAACUGCAAGUCCUGAGGGCAGAACUUGAGAGUUUAGAGCAAAGCCACUUGAAAGAACUGGAAAACAAGCUGCAAGCCAGGCAUUUACAGGAGUUUGAGAAGGUGCUAGCUGAGCACAAGGACUGUUUAGAUAAAUUAAAAAAAGAAAACCAGCAUAGACUUGAACAAAUGGAGGAAUCUCAUGCACUAGUUGUGCAAGAGAAACAACAACAAGUAGAAGAGUUACAACUCAAGGUUUCAGAUCUGUCUGAUUUGAGGUGCAAAUUAGAAGUUGAACUUGCCUUGAAAGAGGCAGAAACUGAUGAAAUGAAGCUUCUUUUGGAAGAAAGCAGAAACCAGCAACAAGAGACCUUAAAAUCUCAGAUUGAUAAGGAGACAGAAAGCUUAAAAAAGGAGAUAGAUAAAUUAAACAGUAAAAUACAAGUUAACAGUGAUGAAUAUCAACUGGGGUUAGUGGAACUAAGGACUCUGAUGACAAUGGAGAAAGAUCAGUGCAUUUCUGAGCUAAUAGAUAGAUAUGAAGAAGAAUCAAAUUUGCUUAAAACUGAACUAAGUAAAGUAACAGUUCUUCAUCAAAAAACUUCGGAGGCAGAAAAAAGACUUUCAGAACAAAUAACAGAACUACAAAAAAAGUUAGAGUUGGAAGUGAAUGCCCUAGAAAAGGAAAAAACAGAAAAAUUAUCUCUCUCUGAGCAGCAGGAAAAAUAUGAAGCUAUUAUCCAUAAGCUUAAAGAAGAGAAAGAGCUGUUAGUAUCUAACCAGGAACAAGACAGGCAGUUGCUCAUUCAGAAACUCAAUUGUGAAAAAGAGAAUGCAGUGCAAACUGCUUGUAAAGAGAUUGAAUUACAGAGGGAAGCAGCUGAAAAGGGGCUUCUGGAAAAAAUACAACAGCUUGAGAUGCAAGUAAAACUGAGUCCUCCUGCUGAGUCAUCUGCUGAGUCAAACUUGGUUGCAGAACUUCAAGAGAAACUUCAGGAAGAAAAAAUGAAAUUCUUAGAGCAACUUGAAGAACAAGAGAAACGAAAGAAUGAAGAAAUGCAGAAUAUCAGAACAUCGCUCACUGCAGAACAACAAACCAACUUUAAUACUGUUCUGGCAAGAGAGAAGAUGAAAAAAGAAAACAUAAUUAAUGAUCUUAGUGACAAAUUAAAAGUGCUUACACAACAGCAAGAAAAAGAUAAGGAUUUGAUUGAAACACUUUCUGAAGAUCGAGCUCGCUUACUUGAAGAGAAGAAAAAGCUUGAAGAAGAAGUUAAUAAACUGAGAAGUAGUAAUUUUUCUCCAUCAACCUACUCAGUAGCAGUUUCAGAAGCUUGUGGAGCCUGUGCAGCUGAUAUUCCCACUGACUCAGACAGAUUGGUUUCUGAUAUUGCAACUGAAGGAAGAAUGGACUCCACGAUGGAAACGAGUAUGAUGGCGGUGCAUGAAAAUGUCCACAUGUCUGAAGAAAAGCAGAGGAUAAUGUUGUUAGAAAGAACUUUGCAGUUGAAAGAAGAGGAAAAUAAGAGAUUAAAUCAAAGAUUGAUGUCUCAGAGCAUGUCAUCGGUGUCUUCAAGACAUUCAGAAAAAAUAGCAAUUAGAGAUUUUCAAGUUGGCGAUUUGGUUCUCAUUAUCUUGGACGAAAGGCAUGACAAUUAUGUAUUGUUCACUGUUAGUCCAACCUUAUAUUUCUUGCACUCAGAAUCUCUUACUGCACUGGAUCUCAAACCAGGUGAGUGUGAAGGCUGUGCUGCCAUUCAGCGAGAUCUUGAUCAGCCUGAGAGUUGGGCAGAGAGGAACCUUAUGAAGUUCAACAAGGCUUCAGGUGCAUCUAGGAGACCCUGGGUGCUAGGAAAAGUGAUGGAAAAGGAAUAUUGCCAAGCGAAAAAGGCACAAAACAGAUUUAAAGUUCCUUUGGGUACAAAAUUCUACAGAGUGAAGGCAGUACCAUGGAACAAGAAAGUAUAACACAACAAAAUUUUGGUUCCUUCUGUCUCCGUUGUUUUUUGACUUGUCGUCCUGUGCUCAUUCAUCGCACCAAAUACCAGGCCAUCUUUUUAUACUGAGGUCAUGUGACAAGAUACAGCAUCGAUGUACUGCUUUUACUUUUUAACAGGUCACAUUUUAGAAACGAGAAUUUCAUCGAAAGCAUUGGCCCUAACUGUUCCAAUUUUUUUACCCAGAUAACUUUAGGAGUGUGGACCAAAUGAGUUCAUUUUCUCAAAGGGCAACCACAUGAAACAUGGUUUGUUAUCCAUGUUAAUUGCCUGUUAAAUAUACAUUAGCUUGUAUUUAGAUGUUAAAUGUUAGUUACCAUUAUUACCAGCAUACGUCCUUUUGUGAAAACAUUAUCAAAAGUACUUGCACUCUUUAACAGGUUCUUUAUAUGUGUAAAAUUCAUCAACUAUUUAAAGAGGAGUGUUCAUUGCAUGCAGAUAAUCAUAUAAUUUUUCUUUGACAUGAGUUUGCCUCAGUAGAUGAAUUAAAGUAACUACUGCAACUUGUUUCAGUACAUGAAAAUGCUCUUUAAUGUUAAAAAAACAAACUUGUAAUUUGAUGAACUGAUUUCGAAAAUCAGUCUGUUAGAUCUGCAAUCUUCAAAAGCACUUUCGAUGGAUUGAUCACACAGAUUCUGAAGGGAGGACACCUGUGCUGUUUGUGCAAAGUGAAGCACUCGUUCUUCCCAACAAAACAGAAAUCUUGUAUUAAUCUAUUUAGAAAAAAUCAUAUUGAUGAAAUUGUAUUUCAUGGUUGAGUUUCAGGAAAAAACUCAUUGUACAUUAACCAUACAAGAGUCAUUUAAGUAACAAAUUAUUGUAAUUGUAAAAGACAUGUAGAAUUUUAAAACAAUAAAGAUUUGAAACUGUA
Colius striatus (speckled mousebird) is the source of this 6195-nucleotide messenger RNA. RefSeq names its product RB1 inducible coiled-coil 1 (gene RB1CC1). Gene Ontology annotation, biological process: autophagy of mitochondrion; reticulophagy; autophagosome assembly. Gene Ontology annotation, molecular function: protein kinase binding; molecular adaptor activity. Gene Ontology annotation, cellular component: extrinsic component of membrane; Atg1/ULK1 kinase complex; phagophore assembly site membrane. Bases 421 to 5295 code for a protein of 1624 amino acids. The record is from RefSeq and is a predicted model, not a curated record. Lineage: Eukaryota; Metazoa; Chordata; Aves; Coliiformes; Coliidae. The transcript is spliced from 25 exons.